UUUUUUUUUUUUUUUCCCCUUUUAAACUUGUGGGCGCUGUUUUUUGACCCCCCACCCCCUCUUUUUAGGCUCAGUGCCGUCGGGGCUGGUUUUCUCGGUCCCUGACUAGCCGCGUUCUGCCCCUUCUCUCGCCACCCCCGUCCAAGGUCGCGCCCCCGCCCUCGCCCCUAGCCCGGGGGUGGGAAGCCUUGUCCCGCUCCCUGCCCACCCGCGUCUCCGCGGCCGGAGCCGCACCUGCCUCACAAUGAAUGGGGUCAACGACCCACCUCUUUUUAUAAAAGAUAUUAAGCCCGGACUGAAAAACUUAAAUGUCGUCUUUAUUGUCUUGGAGAUAGGACGCGUGACCAAAACCAAAGACGGCCAUGAAGUGAGAUCAUGCAAAGUAGCAGAUAAAACGGGCAGCAUCACUAUUUCCGUGUGGGAUGAAAUCGGAGGUCUUAUACAGCCAGGGGAUAUUAUUCGGUUGACCAGAGGGUAUGCAUCUAUGUGGAAAGGAUGUCUGACACUUUAUACUGGAAGAGGUGGUGAACUUCAGAAAAUUGGGGAGUUUUGUAUGGUUUAUUCAGAAGUGCCAAAUUUUAGUGAACCCAAUCCAGAUUAUCGAGGACAACAGAACAAAGGGGCACACAGUGAACAGAAGAAUAAUUCCAUGAAUAGCAAUAUGGGUACAGGUACAUUUGGACCAGUGGGAAAUGGGGUGCAGACUGGCCCAGAAUCAAGGGGAUGCCAAUAUUCAUAUGCUGGUAGAAGCAGUGGCCGGGGAUCUGUAAAUCCACAGUUACCAGGAACAGCUAAUAAUCAGACAGUCAUGACCACAAUAAGGAAGUCUCCAAAACCAAAGCAAAAUGAGUUACAAUCCAUAGUGAAUAUUUGCCUUUCCAGUCUGCUUGGACAGUACUCAUCAAGAAGUUAAGAGGAAGAAAGUUUCCUACCUUCCUCCUUCCUGGUGCUUUCAGCUGUCAACUUUGAAAUAAGUUUAUAAACACCUACAGCAAACAAAAGCCAUUUAGUAUAGAAAUACACAUACUACGAUCGGGCCCCAUUUCAUUUCUACAAAGCGGUUUUGAAGUGAAUUAAAGUUUAAUCAAUGAGCUUGCCCUCCUGUAUGGGCGGGUUCUUGGGGAGUUGCUGCUGUACCAAAAUGGAGAGAUGAAAUCCAUAAGGCCAGAUGAUGAUAUGUUACAGUGAAGACUGCAGUAUGUUUCCCAUAAGCAUUUAAACAGGUUUUCCUAUAGUAUACUGACUCUUUUUUUGCUUUCUUCCUGUAGUUUCAGUAAUUAAAUUUGAGGGCAGUUUAUUUGGAAUACCCUGAGUAUAAUACUGGGUAUCUGUCAUGUAUUUUUAUCAUUCAACAUUUUUUUUUUUUUAAGAUUUAUGCAUACAAGAGCUGGGGUGCAGGCCAAGGCACAGGAGUGAGAGGAUUCACCAGAGACAGAGUGGGAAACAGAGCAGGCAGAUUGACCAAAGUACACUGCUGAGGGGUGCAGCGGGCAAGUCUGGAGAGGUCUGCGUCAUGUGGGUUGCUCCCUAGCUGGCCAGGAAUCCAACUCUUGGGUUGCAGUGUCUGCGGACAGCUUCAUAGGUUGCAUCUUAAACCUUGUGCCACCGGGGAGGCCCCUAUCAUUUAACAUUUUGAAAGAAUUUAAUUUGCUGGGCUGAAUGCUAAGUGAAUGAUGCUAAAAACGUGAAAUUAGUGAAAAAUUAGGGUUAUAGUUUAUGAUAUGAGAAUGUUCAAUGUAUAGGAAGGUGGUUAACUGGCCCUUUUUUCAGAAGGUAUAAAUUGUGAGUAUUCAUGUCAGUCUGAUGACACAGUGGCAGUUAAUAAUUUUUAAUAGGUCUGACAUUCCAGGUUAGUUACUGAAAUAAUGUUCUUUUCCAGAUUACAGUAAGGUCGGUUUGCUCCAAGCAGUGUUAGGCUGCUUAAGAACAUUUUCUCAAGUAUUUUUGGAAUGGUUCUGGAGGUAAAAAACUUGGCAACUGAGAAUAGUACCAGUGUGGAACUAUCCCAAGCUAAGUCUCUUCUCUCUAGUUUUAUUUCUGGGGUUAUCUGUCCUAAGGUGGCUUUUAAAAAAAAAAAUCUGUUCUUUUGAUUUAUUCCCUAUCUGAUGAGAGAGUCUCAACAUUUCUAGUAGAGAAGAAGGUCACAGUUCUCUAAUGCGAGUUACAUGACGGGUAAAAGGCACAUUAUCCUUUGCCCUGGUGAAAAUAGAGGUUCCAGGCAAUGAUUCAGGUGAUUGGUCCUACAUUUCACAAAGUACAUGCAAUGAUUAACAGUUAAGGUAUGUGUCUGAAGAAAUCUCACUGUGAUGUUUGGAAAACAACACUGUCAUACGUGGUGUGUUAGACCCUUUGAGGGAGAAGCCAGAAAAACUACUUUUGCAAGUAUAUUCAGAUUUUCUCCACAUUUCUUGACAGUUUCUUUAGUAGGCUUGCAUCAGUUUGUGUUGAAAUACUGUAACCAAAUUACAACAGGGUUCUGAGCAAAAGGGUAUAAUAAUGUUUGUUAAAACAAACACAGGUUAAGGUGAGAGGAAAAAUCAAGUCCAUGAAAAAGCCAUUUAGCAUUUUCCCUUGUUAAGAACAUUGGCCCAAAGAUCUUACUAAGCUGUUUGUGCUAUGAUAUUGUAACCUGUGUGCUGUAAGGAAAAUGAACAUUUUAAUUAGUUUGCCUAGUAGACAUUUCACUUAAGCCCUUUGAAAGGCAUUGAUAGGUAAACCCAUAAUUGUGGUUCCCCAAGUUUUGAGGUUCGGUUAGUAGCUGUUGAAUAGCACCAAGGUGAUAUUCCCAUUUCUAUAUAUACACCCUUAAUACCACAUAUGUGCGCUACAUAUACACACAUGCAUUUUAACUUAUGUGAGGCUAGAAUAUACUAAGGUUUUAGACUGUAAAACAGGGUAAUUGUGUCUGGAAGCAUCUGCGACCAGAGGGCAGAACAGAUGGGUAGAGUAGACCAGUCCCAAGUAGAAAAAGUUUUGAGUGUGGCCUUUGUAUGUGAGCACUGAAUUUGAUUUGGUUCAAGUAAAAUCAUGUAUAUGUUAAGAUGAGAUAUAAUGGGAUCGGCUGGCUUCACCUCUGCCUAUGUAGAUUGACGUACAAAUAAUUCACCAUAGUUUUCUGUUAAAAAUCUUAUAUAGGUUUGGUUUUCCUCUUAGCAAGUUUUUAUUUGCAGCAUCUUAUACCUUACUCCUAUCCCCAGAAUUAAUCAGACAAAAAUUCCUUAACUGAGAAGAGUAGUGGAAGACUAGAUAAAUUGCAAACUAAUGGGUCCAAGGCAUGAUGAACAUUUCUGAGACUAUCUGUAGAACCUACUAGCUACAACAAUUUUGACAGGUAACACGCAAAGCAUAGUUUGACUUCCUUGUGGGUCUAGUCUUCGGUUUUAAAUAUUUACAACCCUAGUAGGAGACCAAGACCUCUGAAAUGGGUUACUGGUCUAUAAAUAGAUGGGUUGAGAGCACAACUAGUGCCAUCUACUGGGAGAUUACAGUCCUGUACUUGGGAGUCUGGCUGAAUGUGUGGGACAGUGCUCCAUUAUUGCAUUGGAGUAUUUUUACCUGAUGGGCUUAAGCAUGAUAGGGAAUUUAGCUGUAGGAAUAAGCAGCACUGUGACAUCAAAAGUAACGACCCCAAAGCUACAGAAAAUGGGUAAAAGCCUGCCAAUUUUGUAUUUAGCAAUGGCGGAAUGGGUAAUCAAACUUUGGUGGUGGCUUUACGGUAAUAAUAGUUGGAAGAAAAACAUGACCGCAGCCCUUACAGCUUUUACUCCCUUAUUGGUGGUACUUGGUAAAGUCCUAGCCAAAUGCUGUUUUUGUAGUUACGUGAGGUUUGCUGAAUGUAACCUAAAUGUCAGGGACAGUAUGCUCUGGUGAAAAGAUUUGAAGCUGAAGUGAUCUUGGUUUGAGUUCCAGAUCCAGUGUUUAUUGGCCUAUGACAAUGAGCCCUGUUUUAAAAUAAGGAUAAUGUACUCAAAAAACUACGAGGACUAAAUGAGCCAAUGUAUGCAAAGUAUGUCCCUACUGCGCUCAACAAAUGUUAAAUCUCGUGAGGAGCAACGGAAAUGCAAGGCAAAUACGGUCUUUUUUCCAUGCCAUUAUUAGAAACCAGUCAUAUCAUCUAUAAUUUUAAAAAUGUAUUAUGCAACAUACAAGUUAGGUGUUUUUUUGUUUGUUUGUUUGUUUUUUAAGCCAUCAUGCUUUUAUAGUCUCGGUGCAGAAAAAUAGAAUGCCCAUUUAUGGUGACAGCCUGUAGGGUUGAGACCUUAUCACAAAAAUCUGCCUGGAAGACGAGUAUCCUGAUAUUUUUCCAUUCACCUUUGACCAGAGGGUGAGGGAGUAGUUAAGAAAGUGCAGAGAGAUAGGGAGAACAUGGUGAGCCAGAGUUUGUGCCAGAGAGGUUAGUGGCCAAGGGGAAGGCCUAGGCUACACUGGAGGGAAUGCUGCACCCCCAGUGGCAGCCUUUGGGAUUGCUGUGUGCCCAGAUGCAGAGAAGUUGCUGAUAAAGCACUGGGUAACAUUUCUCAGUGUUUUAAUUAGGAAGGAAUUCAAGCAUACAACGAUGUUGAAUUUUAGUGUAAAUACCUGUGUACUCAGUACCUGGAUUUUUACCUUUAACAUCUGACUGUAAUUGUUUUAUCACAUCAUUCCAUUCAUUAAUGGAAUUAAAUCCAUUUCAAGUAAACUGCAGCCAUAAGCACUAAGUACAUAGCUGUUUCAGCAUGCCUAUUCACAUGCAAAAUUUACAAAGAAAGGAAUAUUAAUGCUCAGUCUCAAACACCUGUUAAGAUAUGAAACAAUGUCAUUACUCCAGAAAUACCCCUCAGUCUCCCUCACCAUGACCCCAGUGGCAGUAACUCUUCUCAUAUUUUAAAAACCUUUUUUAGCUUAACUGAAAGGAAAAGUAUAUACGCCAAGGUCAUCUCUAUAUCUCACUGAGUUAUGUCACGCCAAAGCCAUGCUAGAGCACGCCCCCAGUGGAGCCUCGUUACACAAAUUACAAAUGUAAUUUUAAGGCCUUGGUUUUUAUUCUGACUACUUGUUUUAGUUUAUCAUCAGCUCUACAUUAAAUUUUUUCCCCCUCAAGAUUUAUACCUGGUAGGCUAGCCCCCUAGGGCAGAAACUGCUAGAGUGAAGACCGGCUGAGUAAGAACAAUUGCUUUUCUAGGACUGUGGCUGGAGGAGUUGGCAAUGGGCUUGUACCACUGCUUCAGCUUCUUUAGGUGAAGAGCGGGGGAGCUUCUGGCAGGAAGUCCUCUGAGCUGGGAGUACAAGAAGUAGAAGGGAUACACUGGAACUUGAGAGUUUUCAGGACUGCUGUUCAGCUAUUCAAGUUUUGAUUCUGAAACUGAUUAUUUAAAAAGAUUUAUGCAUACAAGAACUGGGGUGUAACCUAGAGAUGUGAGGGGUGAGAGGAUUCACCAGAGAGAUUGGGGAGCAGAACAGGCAGAUGUACUGAAAUACACUGGUGAGGGGAGUAGCAGGCAAGGCAGGAGAAGUCUGCUGUGCCAUGUGGGUUGCUCCCUGGCCACCCUGGAUCGAACUUGUGCUGCAGUGGCUGGCAAUAGCUUGAUAGCGCUGCCUUUAACCCCUGUGCCACCAGGGAGGCCCUAAAACUGAUUUUCUUAAGGUACAAACUAACUUUCAGUGUCAUUUACUCUUCAGGGUUUUGUCUUUUCCUAUAGGUAGGGAUUUGGAAUUGGCAUGCUCAGUGUAUAAGUUCCUUCCAGGCAAAGAGACCCUACCACUCAUUUUACAGGAAAACGUCCCUAAAUGAAACAGACUAAAGAAAAUACAAUUGUGUGGGGCCUCCCUGGUGGCUCAGCAGGUUGAGCACAGCACUGUGAAGCUGUCCGCAGCUUCUGCAGUGCAGGUUUGAUUCACGGCCAGCCAGGGAGAUACCCACAUGGCGUGGCAGACCUCUCCUGUUUCUCCUGCUGCUCCCCUCAGCAGUGCUUUCUGUCUAUCUGCCUGUUCUGCUCCCUGCUCUGUCUCUGGUGAAUCUUCUCACCCUACCGUGCCUCUGGGCUGUACCCCAGCUAUUGUAUAAAUAAAAUCUUUUUAAAAAAAAAGAAAAUACAAUUGUGUGUUCUUAGCCAGUGCAUGCACACGUAUACACAGUCAUUGCCAACAAAGCCAUUUCUGCAUUAAGUUCCACAUUAACCUUUUUGAUUUUUUCCUCCUUUCCUUCCAAUUUGGUGCUUAUAUGACCUCUGCGCCACUAUAAUAAGCUACCCAUAAUUUAAUGAGCACUUACUAGGUGCCAAUACUAUGCUACAUUAUCUCAUUCUAAACCCUGCUAGGGAGAUUUUGUCAUUUUAUAGAAUAAUAUCUAGGAUUGAGUAAUUUGAGAUCACCCAACCAGGAGAUGACAACCUUUCUCACACCAAAGCUUGCACUAUUGAGGAGUUUGGACACCCAGGUUCCUGCCAACUCAUGAGCCAGUGCUAGUUGAGUUACCUUUAAGACAGUAGGUUCAGCUAGGCAGAGAGGAAGAUGGAGAACAGAAAUAAAGAAAUGGACAUUCAUUUUUUUUUACCUGGGAUUAGUUAUACUCUAGAUGUGAUAAAAGCCAAUAGUUAAAUUUACACUACAAUAAAAAUGGUAUGUUGAUGGAGAAAAUGGAUAAUUGGAUACCCUCCCCAUAUGCACAUAUUAGACAUGAGUAAAUUCCCCCAUCACUUAGAAAUGAAAACUUUUCUAACAAUGGCUAAAAAACAAGAAACAUUAAAUGAUUGACAAAUUUGACCACACUUUUGUGGUUAAAUUAUAAAAAUCUGGAAAAAAUAUUUGUAAUUUAUAUCACUGUCAGAGGGCUAAUAUUCCUAAUAUAUUAGCAUGGAGCUUGUAAAAAUAGAGAAGACCAAUCAAAAAUGUCAAGAUAUACAAGCAAUUCAUAGGAAAAAAAACAACCUCAAAUGUCUCUUAAGCAUAUGAAAUAAGCAUCCCUCAUAAUGAGAGAUGCAAAUUAGAAUGCCAUCAAAAUACCAUUAAUCAUUUUAGAUUGACAAAAAUAAAGUUUGAAAAUGUUCUCUAUUGGUGACACUGAAAAGAGAGGAACUUUCAUAGUUGGAGGGAAUGCAAAUUG
Talpa occidentalis (Iberian mole) is the source of this 7081-nucleotide messenger RNA. RefSeq names its product nucleic acid binding protein 1 (gene NABP1). NCBI's taxonomy places the organism in Eukaryota, Metazoa, Chordata, Mammalia, Eulipotyphla, Talpidae. Gene Ontology annotation, biological process: response to ionizing radiation; mitotic cell cycle checkpoint signaling; double-strand break repair via homologous recombination. Gene Ontology annotation, molecular function: DNA binding. The record is from RefSeq and is a predicted model, not a curated record. Gene Ontology annotation, cellular component: SOSS complex. The transcript is spliced from 7 exons. The coding region runs from base 245 to 913 and encodes 222 amino acids.